CUGCGACAGACGGUGGUUGCAGUACACCGAGAAGUCAUCGAGGUGUCUCAAAUGCUAUGCAGCGAAGGCUAAGAUAAAUAAACUGUGAUAAUCUAGGGAAAACGUGCUAAGGAUUAAAGAAGGGUAGUAGCGAUCAAAGCUGAAAAAUUGUGCUGCCCGCCAGCAAAGGUUAACAGUGAAGUGAAGAGGAAAAUAGAAAAGCAGUCAGUCAGUGCUUUGUCUGUAAUCGCAAAUCAGUGUUCAGUGAAGUUUUGUGCUCCGAUGCCGGAAAGGGGUCAAGACCAACGGGACGAACAAAGGUCGCUAUGGUAGAUGAACAAUUGUAAACAGUGUACAAAGGCAACAAGAAUAUAUGUACUAGAAUUGAAGUGAAGCUGCUCACCCGGGUCGUUCGUUACAUGGAACGGUAAUAUGGAUUUAAUUUCGCUUCCACCGUGCUCCCGACGAUUGGACACUGCCAAGAUGGUGAGCGGAGGAGCAGCAGAGCACCAUCAUCAGCUUACCAUCACGACCGGGAAUGGUGCAACUAGUGGCCUUUCGCCCACUUCCACGACGAUAAAGAUCUCGACCACGUAUUUGAAGACGCCCGUCAAGACAGACCAAGAGAUCCUGGAAAACUCCAUGCUAGAAGAUGACCCUAACUCGAACACAAUUCUCACCAGUAGUAGCAAAAGUUGUGGAGCCAUCGAUGCCAGUGGGAAAUGUGUCGACGGAGGAGACAGCCUAACGAAGCGACCGCGAUGGGGACCACAGCACAAAGGGGCCCAGGAACUAGCUAAACUGUAUAGUAGUGGUAAACGUACUCAGGAAAUCAUCUGUGUCUACAUCUGCAUCGCGCUAAUUGUUAUCAAUCUGUUCCUCAUCCUCAAACACUUCCGCAUCGAACGGAUAAGCAAAGUGCUGGUGGCUGCUAUGUUCGGUAUUCUGACAGCCGAUUUCGGGUCCGGCCUAGUACACUGGGGAGCAGACACAUGGGGCUCGGUCGAGCUUCCAAUAGUGGGGAAGAAUUUUUUACGACCUUUCCGGGAGCAUCACAUCGAUCCGACCUCAAUCACUCGACACGAUUUCAUCGAAACCAACGGGGACAACUUCAUGGUGGCCGUGCCCAUUCUGGCCAAGCUUGCGUGGAAUUUUUUCACCCGAUCGAACUCGGAAAUACAGCAGGAGUACGCACUGAGCGCGUAUCUGUUUCUGUGUUCAAUCUUCAUCGCUAUGACUAAUCAGAUUCACAAAUGGUCCCACACCUACUGGGGCCUACCGAAGUGGGUACUGUUUCUGCAGAACAAUCACAUCAUUCUGCCGCGGAGACACCAUCGCAUUCAUCACGUGGCGCCGCAUGAAACAUACUUUUGCAUCACCACUGGAUGGCUCAACUGGCCCCUGGAGAAGAUCAAAUUCUGGUCAACGCUGGAAGCCAUCAUCGAGGUUUGCACUGGUCACAAACCACGGGAUGACGAUAUGAAAUGGGCACAGAAGCGAACAUGAUCGUAUACGAGCUCACAGCAACCACGCUUCAUCAUCAGAUUCCUAGUAGCCAUCUGUGUUCGUUAGGAACGCUGCUCAUGUUCACGUACGCUGUGCUGAUUUUUACUACUUUGUUCAUUCAUCAUCAUACCACGCGUCCAGUAGAAUAUUCGCCAUGAUG
Ochlerotatus camptorhynchus is the source of this 1645-nucleotide messenger RNA. It is a transcript of the gene Kua, whose product is annotated as Kua. Bases 412 to 1485 code for a protein of 357 amino acids. The transcript is spliced from 7 exons. The record is from RefSeq and is a predicted model, not a curated record. Gene Ontology annotation, molecular function: oxidoreductase activity. Lineage: Eukaryota; Metazoa; Arthropoda; Insecta; Diptera; Culicidae.